AUGCAUCUCACCCACUUGAAUCUCUCCCACAAUUCACUUCAUGGUUCACUUGAAAAUAAACACUUCUUGUCCUUGAAUCGUCUUCAGGUUCUUGAUUUGAGCUAUAACCUUCUUUUUGGAGAACUGCCUUUGUCUCUAACAUUCGACAACAUCCGAACACUCGAUUUGUCAAGCAAUCGCUUCCAUGGUCCAAUUCCAUCUUCGUUCUUCAUGCAUGCUUGGAAUUUGACAAGUUUCAACAUCAGCAACAAUUCCUUCUCCAGUGGCAACAUUUACCGCGGUUUUGGGAGGUGUUUCGAGCUGCAAAUUUUUCGUGCUGGUCAUAAUAAUCUCUCAGGGCUACUUCCAGAAGAUAUCUAUAAUGCUAUCAAACUCGAAGAAGUUUCAGUACCUCAGAAUUCACUAUAUGGAGGCAUUAGUGAUAAAAUUGUCAACCUCACCAACCUCGCAAUCCUUGACCUCUCCUUCAAUCAACUAAGUGCAGUGCUCCCUCUCCGUUUGGGGAAGCUAUCCAGGUUAAAAAUUGUAAAGCUCGAUUUCAAUGACCUACAAGGUCCGUUGCCCCAAUCUUUGAUGAAUUGCACCAGCCUUGCAGAACUACAUUUGGGACGAAAUAACUUGGAAGGAGACAUUACCAAGCUUAAUUUCUCCAAACUUGUUCAACUUACUAAACUUGACCUGUAUAGGAACAAAUUCACUGGUAAGUUGCCAACAAGCCUUUACUCAUGUAGAUCCCUGAAGGCAAUUCGAUUAAGUUCGAACAAUCUAGAAGGGCAAGUACAAUCUGAUAUUCUUUCGUUGAACUCUCUGUCCUUCCUCUCUCUCAGUUACAACCAAUUGGAAAAUGUCACAGGAGCAAUGAAGAUAUUGAUGCAUUGCAAAAGUCUUCGAGCAUUAAUCCUUUCGGACUCCUUUAACGGUGAAGGAAUGCCAUCUGACAAUGAUAUGGUUGGUUUUGAUGGAUUCCGAAAUCUACGACUUUUGAGCUUGGCGUAUUGUGAUCUCACUGGUCAAAUACCCGUAUGGUUAGCAAAGCUAAAAAGCCUAGAGAUCUUGGCUCUGGGAGGCAACAAAAUCACAGGGACAAUUCCUAGCUGGUUGGGGACUGAUCUACCAAGACUUUUUCAUAUAGGCUUGUCAAUGAACCUUAUUUCAGGUGAAUUUCCGAAAGAACUUUGUAAAGUACCGGCUAUGGUGCAUGAACCUGUUGCAGCUCAAGCAGACCAUUAUGAUCUCGAAUUUCCUCUUUACACGGUGAUGAAUCCCAAUGGCUUUCGCCGUAGAUGGUCUUGCAGAUCGUCUAACUUUCCUCCAUUCCUAGAUCUUUCUUUCAACAACAUUACCGGUAAUAUACCUACUGAGAUCGGCCAACUGCAGGUUCUCCAAGGGUUAUAUCUAAACGACAACAACUUCUCAGGCAUCAUUCCAGAACAAAUAUCUAACCUUAAGAAUUUAGAGGGUUUGGAUCUCUCCAAGAAUCGCUUGUCCGGAAAAAUCCCAUCAUCUCUGGUGAGCCUUAAUUUCUUGAAAAAUUUUGAUGUCUCUUACAAUAAUCUCGAAGGACCAAUCCCAACAAGCACUCAGUUCCAAAGCUUUGAAGCUUCUGCAUUUGAGGGGAAUCCAAAACUUUGUGGUGCUCCGUUUCUGAACAAGUGUCGCAUUGAUGUGCAUGAUAAGAACAAACGAGAUGAUGAUGAGGACUGA
Molecule: messenger RNA, 1704 nt
Organism: Pyrus x bretschneideri (Chinese white pear)
Lineage: Eukaryota; Viridiplantae; Streptophyta; Magnoliopsida; Rosales; Rosaceae
Product: receptor-like protein 3
Exons: 2
Coding region: 1-1704 (567 amino acids)
Biological process (GO): hormone-mediated signaling pathway
Cellular component (GO): plasma membrane
Molecular function (GO): protein binding
Source: RefSeq, a predicted model, not a curated record